AAAAAGAAAAAAAGAAAAAAAAACUUGUGUUGUGUGUGAGAGAGAGAAAGGGAGAGAGAGAGUAGAAGAGCUUUCUGGUCUCGGGACUGCUUCGUCGCCGCAUCUUCCGAUCUCCAGUGGCUGCUGCUCUCUGAGCUCCGAUCAUCCGUGCGGUGGUCUGGCUGGUUCUUUUGACGAACCGUGGGGAUUCGCUGGUGAAGUUGUUGCGGAGGUAGAGGCCGUCGAGAUGAUGAUGAUGACGUCACUCGGAUGCGGAGGAGGUGGAGGUGGUGCUGGUGGCGGUGGUUCCGGCGGUAGGUUUAUGGCGUACUCUCCGUCUCCGUCGGUGGCUCCGUCUGCUCCUCAGUCGCCUAACAUCUCCUGUGGUCUUCGAUCACAGCCCUCGGUCCUCGUUGAGCAGGAGAAGUAUCUUUCAGAGUUGCUAGCAGAGCGUAACAAGCUCAGUCCAUUCUUGCCUGUUCUUCCACAUGCCUAUCGGUUGCUGAACCAGGAAAUUUUGCGUGUAACCACACUGUUGGAGAAUGCCUCAGUUUUAAGUCAGACUGGGCUUGACCACCCUAGCCCUCUGUCUUCUGGAGGGAUAUUUCAAAAUGCAAGAGCUGACGUGAACGGAUGGACUUCACCAUUUCAAUCAGAAAGAUCUGUCUCAUCAUCACCAGCACCAAAUUGGCUAAACUCUCCUGGUAGCUCGUCGGGUCUCAUUGUUAAGCGAGCAAUCAGGGUGGAUAUUCCGGUUGAACAGUACCCAAAUUACAAUUUUGUCGGCCGCCUCCUGGGUCCUAGAGGAAACUCUAUCAAACGAGUUGAAGCAAGUACUGAUUGUCGUGUCCUGAUAAGGGGGAGAGGCAGCAUUAAGGAUCCAAUCAAGGAGGAAAUGAUGAGAGGAAAGCCGGGGUAUGAACACCUGAAUGAGCCACUCCAUAUCUUAGUCGAGGCAGAGCUACCCAUCGAGAUUGUGGAUGCACGUCUCAUGCAAGCUCGUGAAAUCUUAGAAGAUUUGCUUACUCCCAUGGAAGAAACCCAUGAUUUCUACAAGAAACAGCAGCUCAGAGAGUUGGCUUUGCUCAAUGGAACUCUGAGGGAGGAAGGGUCUCCAAUGUCUGGUUCGGUCUCUCCUUACAACAGCCUCGGCAUGAAGAGAGCCAAGACCAGGGGAUAAGUUCUUGCUCUCUCACUCUCUGGCCUUUCGAAAAAGGGGUAUGCAUUCGCAGAGCUUUCCAAGUGAAUGCUUUCCACUCUCUCUCUCUCGGUCUGCAGGUACCGCCUCUUGUCUUGUCCCUCGAAUAAAAUUUGUCAUAUACGACAUAUGUUGCUUAUUAUCGGUUUGUCAUGGAGAAGAUUAUACGACUGGGGCUAUAGGCAGGCAGAGGGGAAUGCGUCUGGCUUGUCCCGAGACUUUGGGCUUGUUUUUAUUUAUUUUUUUAUUUAUUUGUGAUUAUGAAACUUGGUUAUUCUUUUUUUUUAUUUUAUAAGCCGUGUUUGGUUAGCCAACUUUGGUACAACGUUGUUAUAUGGUCCUUUUGAGACGUCCUUUUAAAUUGUAUUUGCAUACAAAGCAUCAACUAAAUGAUCUUCUGUAUCUUUAGUUA
Tarenaya hassleriana is the source of this 1589-nucleotide messenger RNA. RefSeq names its product KH domain-containing protein At5g56140. Bases 227 to 1159 code for a protein of 310 amino acids. The transcript has 8 exons. The record is from RefSeq and is a predicted model, not a curated record. Gene Ontology annotation, cellular component: nucleus. Gene Ontology annotation, molecular function: mRNA binding. Gene Ontology annotation, biological process: regulation of mRNA splicing, via spliceosome. Lineage: Eukaryota; Viridiplantae; Streptophyta; Magnoliopsida; Brassicales; Cleomaceae.